This is a messenger RNA of Dentiscutata erythropus, 180 nucleotides long. Lineage: Eukaryota; Fungi; Glomeromycota; Glomeromycetes; Diversisporales; Gigasporaceae. The record is from the annotation of a GenBank genome assembly.
AAGUUUAUGAAACUUUUAAAAAAUGGAAAGACGAUAAAAAUAUUUAUUUUGGGCUAUCUAAUAAAAAAACAAAUCAAGUAAUGAGCUGUAUGUCUGAAUCAUAUAACUCCGAAAACAUUUAUAAAAGCAAGAUUUACAAUAUUACUACACAUCAAUUAACCACUGAAGAAAUUUACAAAA